UCACGAUGUCAAAGUGUCCCAUCAGUCACCACGUAGCCGCGCGUUCACUGCCCUUUUCUCAGCGGCACAGUGUGGUACUCAUAUUGGUGGCGGCUAGGCCAUCCCAUUUCAUACGCCGCAGUUUCUCUCUCUCCCCUUACGUGCCAAGCUCUUCUACGACUUUAUCCGGGAUACUGAAACCGUUGGAACCAUGUCAGCUAUCGAAAAACUCACAGGCGCGCUCCUCAUUGAGAUUUGCAUGGCGGUGAUGCUGUAUGGAAUGUCUACUAUUCAGGCGUAUGUCUACUGGUGGAACUAUCCUGACGACCCUCUCACGAUCAGGUCCAUAGUCGGGACGGUUUGGAUCUUGGAGACGACCCACACGGCGUUUUGUCUCCAUCUCAUAUAUAGUUAUAUGGUCAAGGAUUUCGGUAAUGUGCAGCCAAUCGAACACAUUGUGUGGAGCGCCGGGGCUGCAGUACUGGUGGCGGUAUUCGUAGCCGCGAUCGCUCAAGGUUUCUUCAUACGUCGGAUUUGGGUCUUGAGCCGGAACAACCGCUUUAUCACUUGUGUUGCAGCAACAUUAUUAUUCUGUCGAGUUUGCACAGGCAUCGCAACCUCUAUCUUAUCAUGGAAUAUCACCGAAUGGGCCAGUUUCCGCACGUCGAUUGGACCCUUGUUCACCCUAACGUUCGGCGUCUCUUUGGCGGCCACCGAGGACAUGCUCAUUGCUGGAACGCUUAUAUACUACCUGCAGAAAAGCCGCACAGGAGCACGGAGGACAGACCACCUCAUCAGGACAUUGCAGACAUAUAUCAUCAACACAGGAAGCCUCACGAUGCUUGUAUCUAUCACGAUCGUUUUGACCUAUAUAUUCUAUGAGGGCAGUUUGCUCUUCGUAGGCAUGGUCACCGUGCAGGGGAAACUCUACGCCAACUCCUUCCUUGCUACGUUGAAUGCUCGACAGCACUUGACUAGUCCUCGAGGCACCGCAGCAGGCGAUGCGAUCACCAUGAGUUUCGCUGCUGCAAAGAUUGCCGCUGGCGAUAGGUACAGGGUACCAGCACGCCACAUUGAGAUCUAUCAGACUGUCACGAAGGCCAUGCACGAUGACGCCGCACAAGGCAUCGACGUAGGGUCCAGCAUGACUGAAACUCCCGAGAAUGUGGAUAUGGGCGUGGACGGCGUGGACGGGCGCAAAGGCCAGAUUUUGGUCUAAUCCAGAUGCCAUGGCCCGUGAUCACACGAGGCGGCGAGUGCUCCCAUGGAACGAAUGAUUUAGUGUACGAUACGUGGACAUCUAAGAUGCUACGAAUGGAUGAUAUACAGCAGGGUUCAGGCACCGCAAACCUCAAGCAUGGGGACGUGGGUGGUCGUCGGUGUCUUCUUCCGACUUAUCCUGAAAUGCAGAGUAGUAAGAGUCCGCGCAGAAGUACUGUAGGACGGGUUAGCUCACUCAUCAGCGCGAUUCCUCCAGGCGAAACCUUCGCGAUAUUAAAGGUACGAUACAAACUGCCUAUCUAUAUCAUAAUAUAAGCAUAUACGCAUAUCUAGGCCGAGCAUCUCUACGCAUGCAUACCGGCGUCAUCCGUGUCGAUGCCGUAGAACUGCCACAUCCUCCGCGCGUCCAUGUCUGGCACCCCAGACAUCUGCGACCGUGUCCUGCCGUCUCUCUGCAUGACCAUCUUCCUCUGCGAGAU
This is a messenger RNA of Laetiporus sulphureus 93-53, 1679 nucleotides long. RefSeq lists its product as uncharacterized. The transcript has 19 exons. Lineage: Eukaryota; Fungi; Basidiomycota; Agaricomycetes; Polyporales; Laetiporaceae. Bases 191 to 1198 code for a protein of 335 amino acids. The record is from RefSeq and is a predicted model, not a curated record.